AAGAUUGACGAAGAGAUGGCCAAGAUAGUCGUUGAUGUUGGAGUCUACCUUCCCAGUAACCCAGACGGUAGUGUUAUCGACAUUGAUAAGAAGUCUGGUCGACCGCUUCAAAGUCACGCUAAGGCACCGUUCAUGGCUACUUUUAAAGUGAGGAAGGAGUGUGUCAUCAUUGAUUCUAACCCAGAAUCUCUCUUGGACGGUGGACUCGAGAAACGCGAGGAGUAUGAUGUUUGGCAACAGGCUAUCUUCAAAGUUGGCGACGACUGCCGACAAGAUGUGUUGGCUUUGCAGAUCAUCGCGAUGUUCAAAAACAUCUUCACCAGUAUCGGGUUGACCCUCUAUCUCUUCCCUUACAGAGUUACCGCAACUGCUGCUGGAUGCGGUGUCAUUGACGUGGUGCCAAAUGCCACAUCUCGAGAUGAGAUGGGAAGGGCCACAGUAAACGACCUGCUUGACUUCUUCAUUUCGAAAUACGGAGGAGAAGAGACUGUUGCAUUCCAGCGUGCUCACCUCAAUUUCAUCCAGUCUAUGGCUGCAUAUUCGGUUGCUUGCUCUAUCCUGCAGAUCAAGGACCGUCACAAUGGGAAUAUCAUGAUUGAUGGCGAAGGGCAUAUAGUACAUAUCGGUGAUAAGUCUUCAUCGCGAUACCUUGAACAGUUCUCUGACUAUGCUUUGCAGGGAGUCAAGUUUGAACCUAGCUCCUUCAAAUUAACCCACGAGAUGGUAGUUCUAAUGGGUGGCAGACUUUCUCAAGGUUACAAACUGUUUCAA
Molecule: messenger RNA, 771 nt
Organism: Suillus fuscotomentosus
Lineage: Eukaryota; Fungi; Basidiomycota; Agaricomycetes; Boletales; Suillaceae
Product: kinase-like domain-containing protein
Exons: 4
Biological process (GO): phosphatidylinositol-mediated signaling; phosphatidylinositol phosphate biosynthetic process
Cellular component (GO): cytoplasm; plasma membrane
Molecular function (GO): 1-phosphatidylinositol 4-kinase activity
Source: RefSeq, a predicted model, not a curated record